Cyprinodon tularosa is the source of this 573-nucleotide messenger RNA. RefSeq lists its product as uncharacterized. The record is from RefSeq and is a predicted model, not a curated record. NCBI's taxonomy places the organism in Eukaryota, Metazoa, Chordata, Actinopteri, Cyprinodontiformes, Cyprinodontidae. The coding region runs from base 158 to 529 and encodes 123 amino acids. The transcript has 3 exons.
UCUGAUCACAUGGCUUGUAAACUAGGCUAAGAGGAUUAUUCUGUUUUCCCUUCUGUCAUAUUUAUGUUCUGUUUUUAUCAUUCAGCCUGUUUGCUUUUAUAAGGAGAAGCAGAGGGACCCGGACGGUCAAGAGGCUUUUUGACUUAACGGUUCACAGAUGAUAGGAAACGAAUCAGUGGAUGAUCAACAGAUGAAGCUGAAUGCUUGUGCUCUGUUUCUGCUGCUGCUCAGCCCUCUGCGACGGGUUGACUGCAGCCUGCCCGUCUUCACUCCCGCCACAGCAGCUCUGCAGGAGAAGGUUUCUGCAAACUCUGAAUCAAACACUAUCACCUCUCUAAAGGAGCACGGCUUCAUGCGGCUUCCUGGAAUCUGUCGACGCCUGAAAAGACGCAGAGUCACUAUAGUGUGUAACCUUGACAAGUUCUGUUGGGGCCAGAGUUGGUGGAGAAGACAGAAGACUCCACCUGGCCAGGUGUGCCGUUGCCCUCGGCGAUCAAGAUGUUCACAUUUCUUCCUUCACAGCAUCUGAACAAUAACUUUAACAACUACUAAAAAACUACAAGCAGAAAUGUU